GAGCAGGGGCUCGUGCUGGAGGACUGCACAGCAAGCGUGUUCUUGGACGAGAUGCGCCCCCAUCGGAUGGGCGGCCUGAUCGAUGGCUGGGCUGCACGAUCCUGGACACGAGACCUCCUAGUAGAGCAGUUUGGGCGCUUGGAGUUCCGAGCUCGGCCUUGCGAGACACUUAAUCAGUACGGCUACGCUGGACCAUCCGAGCGCUACGUAUCUUUGGAGGAGUACUUGUCGGCGGAUUUUGACGGCAGGUCCGUCGUUUUCGAGAACGACUUCGAGAGUAACCGGCACGAGCUUCUGGAAA
Molecule: messenger RNA, 301 nt
Organism: Symbiodinium necroappetens
Lineage: Eukaryota; Dinophyceae; Suessiales; Symbiodiniaceae
Source: the annotation of a GenBank genome assembly